Molecule: messenger RNA, 1214 nt
Organism: Xenia sp. Carnegie-2017
Lineage: Eukaryota; Metazoa; Cnidaria; Anthozoa; Malacalcyonacea; Xeniidae
Product: ataxin-3-like
Exons: 11
Coding region: 143-766 (207 amino acids)
Biological process (GO): protein deubiquitination
Cellular component (GO): nucleus
Molecular function (GO): cysteine-type deubiquitinase activity
Source: RefSeq, a predicted model, not a curated record
CAAUGAAACAGAAAGUUUAACAGAAUUGAGAUUAUUUUUAAAGGAAAGGAAACAAAAGGAAUUUCGUUGCAAAAUGCGCCAUAACGACGUUUCAACGAUUGAGCAAUCGUUUUGACAAUAUUCACAUUUUUACAUUAUUUAAAUGGAGUAUAUACACUUUGAAAAGCAAGAAGGUUCAUUAUGUGCGCAACAUUGCUUAAACUCUCUUCUUCAAGGACCAUAUUUUACUGCUGUUGAUUUAGCCCAGCUUGCGUAUGAACUAGAUGAAGCAGAAAGAUGCACAAUGGCAGAGGGUGAUAUUAACUCUGAGGAAUAUGCCAAGUUUAUGAAUCAACCAUCAUCAAACCUGGAUGAUAGUGGUUUCUUUUCCAUUCAGGUUAUUUGUCGAGCAUUGUCUGUGUGGAAUUUGACUGCCAUACCUUACUCAAAUCCAGAAGUUGAAAAUGCCAGACAUAACCCUGCUGGUGAAAAGGCAUUUAUUUGUAAUCUUCAACAACAUUGGUUCACAAUAAGAAAGCUCGGCUUACAGUGGUUUAACCUCAACUCGGUGUCGUCAGGUCCUGAACUUGUAUCUGAAACAUACCUCUCAUUGUUUUUAAGACAGUUGCAGAAUGAUGGUUACUCAAUCUUUAUUGUUCGUGGUGAGUUUCCAGAAAGUGAAUCAGACCAAAUGCUCACCUUACUUCCGGUAGAUCCAACAGAAGUCAAGUCAACUUCUACAAGAGGAAAAAUAAAACUGUUGCAAACACAAGAGAACCACCAGUAGGAGAAUCAAAAACAGUAAAUGUUGAUGAAGUAAGAAGAAAACGACAACAAUUUUAUGCCACCAAAUUUAACAACUCUGACGAAACAACAUCAACUACAAACAACAUAGCUUCAACAUCAAAUGCAGAUGAAACAGAAGAUGAAAUGUUACAAAGAGCUUUGGAGCUCUCCUUAAUAAACAAAUAAAGUUGCCACACGUCAGUAAAACAGAAAGUGCUUACACUUAAAGCCAUGGGAACUUACCAAGUAGUGAAAGUUCCCAGUGCCUUACUCUUCCAUAACGUCAACCACAAAAGCCAACCAUAUUGGACAAACCAUAUGCACAGAAAUUUACAAAAUUUACAAAACAAUUGAUUAUCUUUAGUAUAAUCACAGAUUUUUUCAUUCCUCCUUGUUAGCUAAUAAGGUUUUCGUAGGCUACAAAUGAUUUAAUAGAGAAUACACGCGAA